AUGGAUCUUCCGCGGAAGGGCAGCAUCAAGUCGUACGGCUCGUCGCGCUCGGCGUCCUUCGACUUUGACCAGGACAAGAACCGCGGCCGCCGGGAGGUCGUCGUCAAGAUCAACGACGACGUCUCCAUCGCCGGCGUGGGCGCCAGCUCCUUCUCCCUCAAAGCGCCCACCGGGCCGGACUACACCGCCGUCCCCGUGACCGGCUCGGGCGGGUCGAGCGCGCCGGCCUCGCCCACCGGUGUGGGGAGCCGCUUCGCCGAGUCAUUCAGCUUCAAGAACCGCCCGCCGCAGUCCCCUCCGUCGCCGGCGAGGGCCGAGGGGGAGUGCAGCGAGGACCCGCCCGGCCGCCUCAUCGACAACUUCCUGCGGAAGCAGGCCGCUGCCGGCGGUGACCUCGCGAUCGACCCCGAGCUCGAGAUGGAGGAGAUGCGGCGGCUCCUUAACGUCCCCUCCCCUUCCCGCGUCGCCUUCCAGCAGGAUCCGCGCAAGCGCUUCUGCCCGUCGGGCUCCUCUUCCUCCUCGUCCGACGGCGGCGGCGCCAACGCCCGGAAGAAGGCCGCCGCCAAAGCGGGAGCAGGAGCCGACCAAGCCGAGGUGCUACGCUGCUCGUCGUCGUCCACUGGCAACGGUCUGCUGCCGCGCUGCAAGACGCGGUCCCGGCUAAUGGACCCCCCACCGCCGUCGAGCGGGUCGACCACCGAGGGGGAGCAGCGCGACCGCAAGUCGUUCGUGAUGCAGGGCGGCGUGCCGCCCAAGUCCGGGCAGCUCCGGUCGGGCCUCCUCAACAGGUCGGGCUUCCUCGGCAAGGCCGGCGGGCACGACGUGGAAGAGGACGACGACCCGUUCGUGGACGAGGACCUCGCCGCCGACUCCAAGCCCGACACGGUGGACUGCCUCAUCAUCCUGGAGUGGGUGGGCCUGGUGAUCAUCCUGGUCCUGCUGGUGUGCAGCGUCACCAUCCCGACCCUGGCCACGAAGAAGGUCUCGGGGCUCCACCUGUGGAAGUGGGAGGUGCUCAUCUGCGUGCUCAUCUGCGGCCGCCUCAUGUCCGGCUGGAUUAUCCGCAUGGCCGUCUUCUUCGUGGAGCGCAACUUCCUGCUCCGGAAGAAGGUGCUCUACUUCGUGUACGGCGUGCGGCGCGCCGUGCGCAACGUGCUCUGGCUGGGCGUGGCGCUGGUGGCGUGGCACCUGCUGUUCGACAAGGACGCGCAGCGGGAGCAGGACACGCACGCGCUGGUGCUGCUCUACGUCACCAAGGUGCUCUGCUGCCUGCUGGUGGCCACCGCCAUCCGGCUGGUGAAGACGCUGCUGCUCAAGGUGCUCGCCUCCUCCUUCCACGUCUCCACCUUCUUCGACCGGAUCCAGGACGCGCUCUUCAACCAGUACGUCAUCGAGACGCUCUCCGGCCCGCCCUUGGUCGACGAGAGCCGCAUGCUCGCGGAGGUGCAGCGCCUACAGAGCGCCGGGGCCAACAUGCCCAGCGAUCUCCAGGCGGCGGCCAUGCCCAGCAAGGCCGCCGCCGCCGCUCCGGCGCCGCCCAAGGGCGCGCGGCUCACGGCGGCGGCGUCCCGGAGAGGGGCCAGCAAGCAGCUGCAGAGGCAGAAGAGCGAGCGGCACCUGGAGGAGAACUCCAUCUCCAUCGACCAGCUCCACAGACUGAGCCAGAAGAACAUCUCCGCGUGGAGCAUGAAGAGGCUGAUGAAGAUCGUCCGCUACGGCGCGCUGACGACCAUGGACGAGCAGAUCAAGCACGCCACGGGGCCGGACCAGGAGGACGAGCUGGCCACGCAGAUACACAGCGAGUACGAGGCCAAGGUCGCCGCCAAGAGGAUCUUCCAGAACGUCGCCAAGCCUGGAUCCAAGCACAUAUACCUGUCGGACCUGAUGCGCUUCAUGAGGCAGGAGGAGGCCCUGAAGGCCAUGGACCUCUUCGAGGGGGCGCAGGAGCAGAACAGGGUGAGCAAGCGGUCGCUCAAGAACUGGGUGGUGAACGCGUUCCGGGAGCGCAAGGCCCUCGCCCUCACGCUCAACGACACCAAGACGGCCGUCAACAAGCUCCACCACAUGGCCAACGUCGUGGUGGCGCUCAUCGUGUUCGCGCUCUGGCUCCUCAUCCUCGGCUUCGCCACCACCAAGACCUUCGUCUUCCUCAGCUCGCAGCUCCUCGUCGCCGCCUUCAUCUUCGGCAACACCCUCAAGACCAUCUUCGAGGCCAUCAUCUUCCUCUUCGUCAUGCACCCUUUCGACGUCGGCGAUCGAUGCGAGGUCGACGGGAUGCAGGUGGUCGUAGAGGAGAUGAACAUCAUGACCACCAUCUUCCUACGCUACGACAACCUCAAGGUCUACUACCCCAACAGCAAGCUCGCCACCCUGCCCAUCAUGAACUACUACAGGAGCCCGGACAUGGGAGACGCCGUCGACUUCUCUGUCAACGUCGCCACGCCGCCGGAGAAACUGGCCCUCAUGAAGGAGAGGCUGAUGCACUACCUUGACAACAAGAAAGAGCACUGGUACCCCGGCUCCAUGGUCGUGCUCCGCGACAUCGAUGACACCAACAGGCUCAAAAUAUCCAUCUGGUGCCGGCACACCAUCAACUUCCAAGACAUGGGGAUGAGGUUCGACAGGAGGGAGCUCAUUCUCCAAGAGAUGAUGAAGAUCUUGAGAGAUCUUGACAUCGAGUACCGGAUGCUGCCGCUCGACAUAAAUGUUCGCAAUGCGCCUCCCAUCAAUUCCACUAGGAUGCCCACGACAUGGGCGUUGAAUUUUUGAAAUUCUCUAUGAACACUUUGAUAGUUAGAUUGUGGAGUAAAGUUGCUAUGUACUAGUUAUUUAGUAGAUUGAACUUUGAGCUACAUGUUUGUUGCACUGUGAUAGUUUGAACUAUAUUUGUAUUUUUAUGAGA
Molecule: messenger RNA, 2902 nt
Organism: Triticum dicoccoides
Lineage: Eukaryota; Viridiplantae; Streptophyta; Magnoliopsida; Poales; Poaceae
Product: mechanosensitive ion channel protein 5-like
Exons: 4
Coding region: 1-2769 (922 amino acids)
Biological process (GO): transmembrane transport; monoatomic anion transport
Cellular component (GO): plasma membrane
Molecular function (GO): mechanosensitive monoatomic ion channel activity
Source: RefSeq, a predicted model, not a curated record